Cyclocybe aegerita is the source of this 2268-nucleotide messenger RNA. NCBI's taxonomy places the organism in Eukaryota, Fungi, Basidiomycota, Agaricomycetes, Agaricales, Hemipholiotaceae. The record is from the annotation of a GenBank genome assembly.
AUGAACAGUCAACUAUCAGCCACGGCUCGCAAACCGAGCUCGUCGGGCUCUCUCGACGAGAAGCUGGACGAGAAGGAGCACAUCGACGUCGUCCCAGAGCUGCCUCAUGUUGAUGAGAAAGGGCUCUACGACACCAAGGUCCAUCCCGCCAGCUUGCACGGCUCAGAUAUCGGCGAAGUGUUCGCUGAAGGACCACGCCUAAUUGACCUCGGUGCUGAUGGAAAGGAACGGCCGAUAGAAACGGAUGCCGACUACUCGACCCGUCUAAUUUCUUUAGACGAUGACCCCACCUUGCCUAUCUGGACUUUCCGUAUGUGGUUCCUAUCCCUGGGGUUGUCGUGCUUUGGAGCAGUGCUGGGGCAAAUCUUCUACUUUCGUCCUCAGACGGUUUCAGUUAGCCAGCUUUUCCUCCAGAUUAUAUCGUAUAUUAUGGGAAAGGCGUUAGAAGAGAUCAUUCCCGGUCCACGCGAGAACGCGAGGGUCAGCACGCCUGACACUUGGUUCUGGAGGUUUAUGAAUCCAGGACCUUUCAAUAUCAAGGAGCAUGUCGCAAUUACGAUAAUGGCCUCGACCGCCUCAGACUCCGCGUUGGCGAUAAGCAUUUUCGCAGCGCAGGAUCUGUAUUACAACGUCAGGCCGAACGCUGCUGUCGGAAUCUUCACACUGAUAGGCUCUCAACUCCUUGGGUAUGGAACCGCCGGCAUCAUGAGGAGCUUCCUCGUCUAUCCUACGUUUGCUGUUUAUCCGCAGCUCAUGCCUACUGUUCAACUCUUCGACGCUCUCCAUCGUGGCCAAGAAGCUAUCAUGCAAAAGAAGCGGCUGAAAUUCUUCUGGGUUCUCUUUGUCGCUAUCUUCGUAUGGGAGUGGUUCCCGCCCCGUCCGUCUUCUCCGACGCUGACGGGCAUUAGUAUUUUUUGUCUGGCAAACCAGGACAGCGCUUGGUUCACUCGUAUAUUCGGCGGCGCUGCUGGUAACGAAGGUUUGGGCGCAUUCGCACUGUGCCUCGAUUGGGCAUAUGUCGGAGCUGGAGGGGGUUCGAUUGGCUCUCUGUUCACGCCGUUGUCCACUUUGAUGUCUCUCUACGCCGGCUGUGCAGUGUGCAUGAUCGCCUUCUGCGCAUGUUACGCGAUGAAUGUGUGGCAUGCCCAGAACUUCCCUUUCCUGACACAGCUCCUCUAUUCUCAGAAUGGCACUGAAUAUGAUCAACUGUCCAUUCUGAACCCGGACUUCACCUUGAACGAGGAGAAACUGGCAGUGCAGGGUCUUCCUUGGUAUGCAGCCUCUCAGCUCCUGUUCAAGAUUAGUCGGACGAUGUAUAUCGGAGCCGCGGUCACUCAUUUCUUCGUUUGGCACUUCCGCACUGUCUACAAGAUAGUCAGGAACUACCGAACAAAUGAUUGCGACGAUGCACACUACCGUAAGAUGAAGGUCUACAAAGAGCUAUCGAACUGGUGGUAUCUCGCCAUCCUAGUCGCCACGAUGGCAAUGGCAAUUGCCACCAGCUACGCCGCCAACUCUGGUCUGCCCUGGUGGGGCCUUAUCGUCGCCGUCUUUUUCGCCUGGAUGUUCGUACCGAUCAUUGGGACACUUUAUGCCACCGUCGGCUAUGCGCCAAGUAUCGAGAACAUGGUUCAGAUGCUUGGCGGAGCUCUCAUUCCAGGGAAGCCCGUAGCGAACAUGUAUUUCACCAUGUACGGAUAUAACCCUGUUGUGCAAGCACUCAGCCUUCUGCGAGAUCUUAAACUGGGCCAAUACACCAAGUUGCCUCCUAGAACAACAUUCGCGGUUCAAACCGUCGGAACGAUCAUUGGCGGUUUGCUCAAUUUCGUCGUCAUGAAGACGGUGAUCAAUGCACAACGAACGAUCCUACGGAGCGUACAAGGGACGAAUGUCUGGUCUGGCCAACAGGUCCAAUCGUACAACAGCGCGGCAAUUGCAUGGGGCGCACUUGGAAAGCCUCUGUACGCCACUGGCACACGUUACGGGUUUGUUCCUUACAUGCUCAUCGCGGGUUUGGGUUUCCCAAUUCCGUUCUGGCUCUUGCAUCGCAUGUACCCGAAAGUCGGCUUCAAUCUUGUCUUCACGCCCAUUCUCGUCGCCGAACUGGGCUAUUUGAGCGUCGGCAUCAACUCGAGCGUUUUCACGGCCUUCCUCCUGGCGAUUUUCUCUCAGUAUUAUCUAAGGAAGUAUCGUGCCACAUGGUUCCGUAAAUACAACUUCUUGUUGAGUGCAGCACUUGACGGUGGCACCUCGGUAAUAUACUUCUGA